AAUUGACGCUCCGACUUCGUUCGAUACACAGCUCGUACGUUGAGAAUUUCGUCGCUACUAAUCCCAUCAUGCCUCCGAAAACGAGCGGGAAAGCAGUAAAAAAGGCAGGCAAGGCCCAGAAGACCAUCAGUAAGACGGAUAAGAAAAAGAAGAGGAAGAGGAAGGAAAGCUAUGCCAUUUACAUUUACAAAGUACUGAAGCAAGUACACCCGGACACUGGGAUCUCCAGUAAAGCCAUGAGCAUCAUGAACAGUUUUGUUAACGACGUGUUUGAAAGAAUCGCUGCUGAAGCGUCGAGAUUGGCGCACUAUAACAAAAGAUCGACGAUCACCUCUCGUGAGAUACAAACUGCAGUAAGGCUUCUUUUACCCGGAGAAUUGGCCAAACACGCGGUCAGUGAAGGAACUAAAGCAGUAACCAAAUACACUAGUUCCAAAUAAAGCUACAUUCAAUACAUCGCAUUAUAUAUAUCGGCCCUUUUCAGG
Molecule: messenger RNA, 485 nt
Organism: Formica exsecta
Lineage: Eukaryota; Metazoa; Arthropoda; Insecta; Hymenoptera; Formicidae
Product: histone H2B-like
Exons: 1
Coding region: 69-440 (123 amino acids)
Cellular component (GO): nucleosome
Molecular function (GO): protein heterodimerization activity; structural constituent of chromatin; DNA binding
Source: RefSeq, a predicted model, not a curated record